Molecule: messenger RNA, 993 nt
Organism: Gastrolobium bilobum
Lineage: Eukaryota; Viridiplantae; Streptophyta; Magnoliopsida; Fabales; Fabaceae
Exons: 2
Coding region: 1-993 (330 amino acids)
Source: RefSeq, a predicted model, not a curated record
AUGGCAGAAGGUGAAUCCACCGAUGCUUCCGCUACCGUGACACAACCACCAUCGGUGUCUCGAUAUCCUGUGAUGCCUCUGGCGGUGCCUGAUUUCUAUACAAAUCCUUCUCACCCGUUCUUUUUACAUCCAAACGAAUCACCGUCGACAAUCUUAGUUCCUCAGUUGCUCAAUGGAAACAAUUAUCAUAUGUGGUCUAGAGCCAUGACUGUUGUGCUCAUUUCGAAGAACAAGAUAGGGUUUAUUGAUGGUAGCAUGGAUCCACCUUUGGAAGAUGAUCCUUCUUAUUUCGCUUGGCAGAGGUGUAAUAAUAUGAUUUCUGAUCUUCCAGAGGAGAUCUAUCGUUUAAAGCAAGGAGAUAAAGAUGUCACAGAGUAUUUUACUGAACUUAAAACUCUGUUUGAUGCAUUAGAUAAUUUGAAGCCAUUACCAAUUUGUAGUUGCUCGACCAAGUGUUCAUGUGGUGGAUAUUUGAAAAUGAAGGAUUAUCGUGAUCGAGAUUAUAUCAUACGGUUCCUCAAGGGAUUAAAUGAGCAAUAUUCACAAGUCAGAUCCCAAAUAAUAUUGCUUAAGCCUUUUCUUGAUGUUUCUCAGGCUUUUUCCAUGGUAACUCAACAGGAACGACAGUUUCAAGGUGAAAUUCGUGCAGAUAACAACCAAUCCUUUGCUGGAUUUUCUGAUAAUGCUUCUUUUCGAAGAAAUCAUGGUGCUAGAGGUUUUAGAAGAAGAGGCAGAGUUCCUCUCAACAAUUAUGGUGGAGGUCGUACUCAACUUACAAAGAUUUGCACUCAUUGUGGUGGAUUUAACCACACUGUUGAAACUUGUUUUCAUCUUUAUGGUUUUCCACAAGCAUAUAAAUCACGAAAUCCUGCACCUCAUGCUACCAAUAUUGUAGCACAAAACGCAUCUGAUAUUUUUACUAGCAAAUCGGAUUCAGCUUCAAGUGUCACUCUUUCUGGUGAUCAAUAUCAGCACAUUCUGAGUCUACUCUAG